Labeo rohita (rohu) is the source of this 2489-nucleotide messenger RNA. RefSeq names its product branched chain keto acid dehydrogenase E1 subunit alpha (gene bckdha). Gene Ontology annotation, biological process: branched-chain amino acid catabolic process. Gene Ontology annotation, molecular function: oxidoreductase activity, acting on the aldehyde or oxo group of donors, disulfide as acceptor. The coding region runs from base 49 to 1389 and encodes 446 amino acids. The transcript is spliced from 8 exons. The record is from RefSeq and is a predicted model, not a curated record. NCBI's taxonomy places the organism in Eukaryota, Metazoa, Chordata, Actinopteri, Cypriniformes, Cyprinidae.
CUGUCAUUAGAAGCAAGAACAGACGCAAGACACGCACUUGACGUAAAGAUGGCGGCUGCUAGAGGUGUUAAGAAAUUAUACGGCAUUGGGCUUCACGCAAUUCGUCAAAAUAAUGCGUUAAAAGCUACAACGUUUCUGCAGCAAAGAGCAUUUCGCGUAAAUGGAGCUCUUCGCCAGCAGCCGUUUGAUUCUUCAGCAGAGAAGCCGCAGUUUCCUGGGGCCUCAGCGGAGUUUAUUGAUCACCUGGAAUUUAUCCAGCCCAAUGUGAUCUCAGGAAUCCCUGUGUAUAGGGUCAUGGAUAGACAGGGCCAGAUCAUCAAUCCGUCUGAAGAUCCUAAGCUUUCGAAAGAGACGGUUUUGAAUUUCUAUCAGAAGAUGACGUUACUCAACACAAUGGAUCGUAUUCUUUAUGAGUCUCAGAGGCAGGGCCGUAUUUCUUUCUACAUGACCAAUUAUGGAGAGGAGGGCACACACAUUGGCAGUGCUGCGGCUCUUGAACCUACUGAUUUGAUCUUCGGCCAAUACCGAGAAGCUGGUGUGUUAAUGUACAGAGGCUUCCCUUUGGAUCUGUUUAUGGCACAGUGCUACGCCAACGCUGAUGACCUUGGCAAGGGCAGACAAAUGCCAGUUCACUACGGCUGCAAAGAUCUCAAUUUUGUAACCAUCUCCUCGCCACUUGCCACUCAGAUCCCCCAAGCUGCCGGGGCAGCGUAUGCAGUAAAGAGGGAAAACGCAAACCGUGUGGUGAUCUGUUACUUUGGAGAGGGGGCUGCCAGCGAGGGAGAUGCACAUGCUGGAUUUAAUUUUUCCGCCACCCUUGAGUGUCCUCUCAUAUUCUUCUGCCGCAACAACGGUUAUGCUAUCUCCACCCCAACCAAUGAGCAGUACAGAGGAGAUGGUAUUGCUGCUCGAGGUCCAGGAUAUGGACUGAUGUCGAUACGUGUAGAUGGAAAUGAUGUUUUUGCAGUGUACAAUGCUACGAAGGAGGCACGACGCAGAGCUGUGGCUGAAAACCAGCCGUUCCUCAUUGAAGCCAUGACCUACAGGAUCGGUCAUCACAGCACCAGUGACGACAGCUCUGCAUACCGCUCGGUCGACGAGGUGAACUACUGGGACAAGCAGGACCACCCCAUCUCUCGCCUGCGACAUUACAUGACCGCCCGAGACUGGUGGGGCGAGGACGAGGAGCGGGCCUGGAGGAAGCAGUCCCGAAAACUCGUCAUGGAGGCCUUUGAAAGAGCAGAGAAACGUCUGAAACCCAAUCCCGAGCUGCUGUUCACUGACGUCUACGAUGAGAUGAUUCCUUCUCUAGCCAAGCAGAGAGAAGCCAUGUGGCGGCACGUCCAGCAGUAUAAAGAGCACUACCCACUUGAUCUCUAUGAGAAAUAAUCUGUGAGCCGCAGACACAACUGGGAAAUGUCAUGCACAUGUCAGUUUGUUAGAAUUUUUCCGUUUCUACAUUUUUGUUGCAUUAAAAGCACAUAGAGUGAAAGAUGUAUUGUUAUCCUCCAUAUUUGCCACUAGAGGCCUCUGUACUGUCAUUUUGUGCCUUGGAAAAUGAUGUAAAAAGAAAGAAAUCAGUUGAAGAUCUUCUAUGCUGGCCUAAUGUAGCAAAUGUUCUCAUUGUUCUAAUAACCCAUAAGUACAGUAUCAGUACACUGGCAUAGUGUUAUCAAUCCACUCACUGGGGUUUCUUGGGUGAUUCCCAUGCUUUUUCUUGAAAAUCUGUGGAGAACAUCACUAAAUGUUCAGCAUUGAUUUCUCAUUUCUCCACAAAUAACACUAAUAUUCAUUGAAGGUGAUGUGAUUGUGACGCAUGCUUUGAGAAAUGGUCAUUUGUGUGUAUUAGUUACCCUCAGACUUUCCACUCCAAACUGAAAUAUUAAUAAGUAUAUAUAUAUACAACCUACUGCUGCUGUAAUAAUAAAUGGUUUGUGUCCCAUUAAUUUUCCUCCAACAGAUUAUGACUAUGAUAAUGUUAAUAAUGACAUUGUUUAGCUGUGAUUUUUAUUUUUUUUUUUUUUCCCGAUUGUUGAUAAUGAACUGAACAAACUUUCUGUGAGACUGACUCGACUGUUACAUGACAUGAUUGUUGUGUUUGAGGUUUAUUCUGAUUAGCUUUAGGGGUUUGUAAAUUGUAUUUUAAACAAUAAAAAAUGCUCACAAAAUGUAAUCACUGAUAGUGAAGUGCUUACUGAAUGUAGACUAUAAUAAAAAGUGCUUACUGUACGUAGCCUAUAUUAAAAAUGUUGUAUAGUGUUGAGGCGUAUUUUAUGGAAACAACGGUGGGUUUAAGUAUGUAAUAACUUGAAGCGUUAUACGGACUAAUAGCGACUGAAGCGUUAUACAGACUAAUAACAUUUCGUGUGUUGUGAAGAGUUCAUCAUGAAUGAGGGCUGAAUAAACUGGUAACUUUAACCCUUAACGAAAAUCAACCAUGUUUUGAUACACUAACGUAAUUCAAAGUAAACUUGAGGUCAGUGAAAAGA